Molecule: messenger RNA, 1646 nt
Organism: Schistocerca cancellata (South American locust)
Lineage: Eukaryota; Metazoa; Arthropoda; Insecta; Orthoptera; Acrididae
Exons: 8
Source: RefSeq, a predicted model, not a curated record
UACCAAAUUGUAUCAGCAUAUUGUAGCUUUCACCCAGUCUGGGCUUCCAGACUAACUUCAACGUUACACAAAACGUCAUUUUACAGAGGUAAAAUAUUACCUGCAAAUAACACACUGUCUGAAGAAAAUGGAAUUUUUAUUGAAGGUGAUAUAGUAUGGAUAAAGGUAUGGAAUUUGUAUUGGCCUGGUAUAGUGACUAAAGUGCUAAAGAAAUGUAAGAAGGCUGUGGUGAAACUGGUGCAUACAUGUAAAAAGAAAAAAGCAUACACAAAGCCAUUUAAGGAUUUAAUUGACUUCAGAAAUACUGAAAGGAAUAGAAAGCUUCUUAACACUGGAAAAGAAGAAAAUUGUAAAGUGGAGGAAGCAUAUAAGAAAGCGGUAGACUUCUUUGAGAAAAGAAACAGUGAUACUUCCAGUAUUACAAAGAAAGAAGAAACUAUAAAUAAUACCUUUACAAUUGUGGUUAACACUGAUGGAAGUCAAGAAAUGGAUGAGGCUUCUUCAUCUAGAAUGGCCAACUCUGAUGAUGAUGUUAAUAGAAUAGAGGAGCUUUUAGAGCAUUUUGGUAAAGCUGCCUCAGAUAAUGAAGAUGAUGAUGAUAAGCCUGGAGAACUUAAUAUGGCGGACUCUGCUGUUAAAGAAGAUAGUCCAGAUGGUCAAAAAGUUAUUGAAGAAGUUAAGAAACUUACUUGUCUGCGUUACCUGAAAAGUGUGUUUCAAGGCCGUAGCUCCAGUGAAAGGCACAAAAUAUUCAUGAGAGGCUCUUGGAGUGACAGAAACACAUUAAAAUUUAGUUCUGGUGUUGGUCCUCUUGAUGAUAAGCAGGUUCAUAUGGUCUACAAAAUACUAUCAGGCUACUUGCUCAAAAUAGCACCAAAAGGCACUAUAGACAAUCCAAGUAGCUACAUAUUUGAUGUUUUGCUUCCAGAGGCCAUCAUUUUUGCUUUGGAAAACAUACAUGGAAUUAGGAAACAAGAAGCAGAAAAGGUUUUUACAGAAAUGACUUUGUGUAAAUGGAGUUUGCAAAAGUGUUCCAAGAAGUCUAACACAAUAUGAGAAGAAAGGAAAAAAAAUGUAAAUAGCAUCAUCAGUCAUAAAAAUUUGCUACACAUGCAAAAUGUGUACCAUGCUCAUUGCUGUUGUUUUAAGUUCACCUCUCUCUUUCUACUUUGUAACAUAUGUAUUUUUUUUUUUUACAAACAUAGUAAUUAAUUACAUGUGUACGCUCUAAACUGGUACUGGUUUUGUGAUGAAUGUGUGUUUGAAAAGUUAAUCCAUUGUAUUUUUAUGCAACUUUUUAUUGUUGAAUUGUUUUUCCUUUUUGUAUUGAGCAAAAAAGAUCUUUUUUCUUCAUCUUCCAUGUAAUGUGACUGUGCUACAAAAGACUGAUUACAUGUUACUGUAUAGUUUUUAACUUUGUAAAAAACUGUCAUAUGCUGAAUUGUUUUGUUUUACUUACUGUAAUGUAAACUAUGAUUGAGUAAAUAUAGAUUCUGUGGUUUUUAUCCUAGAUUUCUUUUUAAAAUUUGUGUGAUAGUUUAAAAUUAAAUUUCUUUCAGAAUUAAUGAUUUAUUUGAGAAUGCAGGCAGGAAAUUCACUGACAGAAUAGGAGAAACUGAGUAGCCAAAAAAUGAGGAAGAAAGAAG